Messenger RNA from Bolinopsis microptera, 720 nucleotides. Its product is annotated as sterile alpha motif domain-containing protein 15-like. NCBI's taxonomy places the organism in Eukaryota, Metazoa, Ctenophora, Tentaculata, Lobata, Bolinopsidae. Gene Ontology annotation, molecular function: protein binding. The record is from RefSeq and is a predicted model, not a curated record. The transcript has 4 exons. The coding region runs from base 68 to 559 and encodes 163 amino acids.
GCGCGCUGCAACAUUUGUGAACAUUUUGUAUACUGUAUUCGUCGUUUUGUGUGUUUCCGAGCAUUGAAUGAUGGAAGAAGAAGUAAAGGCCGAGUCAAAGCCCGCCUCCGUGUUUGUUCCUAGUGCAAACGAAGGCGAGGGCAGUGCCGUUUCAGUCGACGAUAGCAUACUCACAGCCACCAAACCACCGAAGAAAGGAGCCGUCAAAGCCUCUGGUACCUGUGUUCCUGAUGCUUUCUAUUGGAGCGUUGAUGAGGUGUCCAGCUGGGUUGAAGAUAUUGGCUUUUGGCAGUACAAGGGUUGUUUCACUGAGAAUUUUGUAGACGGCAGAAAACUAAUUCUCAUGGACGCCAAUUCUCUACCAAGAAUUGGAAUACAAGACUUUGAUCAUAUCAAGACGAUUUGCAGCGCUAUCAGAGACGUCCUGGGAAUUGAAGGACCAGACUCCAAACGAACCAUCUAUCUGCCACCUAGGGACCAUUUAGCCACCUUCCUCGAAACUAAAGCAGUUCUCGGCCCUCAUUCAGAUGCACUAGAGUUUGAACCAUUACCAGUAUGAAGUAUUAGCUGACAGCCAUAUCGUGAUGAACUCAGGCAUUGACUUCAGAUUUCCUUCAAGUGGAGUGCAAACAAGACAAAGAAUUUAUGAAAGUUUUGUAAAUAGUACAUUGUUGAUGUAAAUAAUAACGAAAUUUUAUACUUGUACAGAAUUGGAGAAAA